GCCCAGGGUAAUGCUCAGAACGGGGCUGGCGGCGUCAGCGUCUGGGACGCAGAGUCGCGGGGAGGAGGACCCGGAACCGCCGCGGCGUUCGAGUCGCUGAGCGGCGCGCCGGCCUGCAGCCGGCAGAGGCGCGCGCGGGGCUGUGGGGCUGUUGCGGCCGGCGAGGUCGCGGGCGGAGGCUGGAGGUUCGGCGCGGCGGCGACGGUGAGCGCGCCCUGCCCGUGGCGGCGGCCGUGUCUCCCGGGAGAUGCUGUGACGGACCCGCGCGGGAGGAGCUCGCGCCCGGCCUCGCGCCCCCCGCACUCGGCCGCCCGCCCUGCGCAGAGUGGCUGUUUCCACCAGCAGCGAAGGAGAGUUCCUGUUGCUUCUCACCCUCACCAACAUUUGGUGGUGUCAGUGUUCCGGAUUUGGGCCCUUCUAAAAGUGAAAGCAUGCGAGGCUUAACGGCGCAAGUGACGGCCCUCCUGCGCUUGCCGGAGGUGACGGUGCAAGCCUGUGCGGAAGACGGCAGGACGUCAGAAUGUGUGCUUCGUGGAAGGCUCACUCCAGGGAGAAAUGCACUUGCUUGCCUGGCUUGUGGUCCACAGCUCGAGGUAGUGAACUUUCUAACAGGAGCGCGGCUGUCUGCGUAUCGAUUCAGUGGAGCGAAUCACCAGCCUCCCAUAGUCCUGGCUAUGAAGGAAUUCUCCUGGCAGAAGAGAACUGGGUUGUUAAUCGGACUCGAGGAAGCAGAAGGGAGUGUUCUCUGUCUGUACGACCUUGGCGUGUCCAGAGUAGUGAAAGCUGUUGUUCUUCCUGGAAGGGUGACCGCCAUCGAGCCUGUCAUCAACCACGGCGGCGCCAGUGCAAGCACCCAGCACCUGCACCCCAGCCUGCGGUGGCUUUUCGGUGUGGCGGCCGUGGUGACUGAUAUCGGGCACAUCCUCCUCAUUGACCUGUGCUUGGAUGACUUGUCGUGCGGCCAGAAUGAAGUGGAAGCAUCAGACCUCGAAGUUGUCACUGGCAUUCCGGCCGAGGUGCCGCACAUCAGAGAGACUGUGACGCGGGCAGGGCGCCACCUGUGUUUCCAGCUCACCAGCCCGUCGGGGACGGCCGUGUCGGUGCUCUGUUACAUCAGCAGGACUAACCAGCUGGCCGUGGGCUUUUCUGACGGCUACCUAGCUCUGUGGAAUAUGAAAAGCAUGAAAAGAGAGUACUAUACCCAGUUGGAAGGUGGAAGAGUCCCUGUGUACGCUCUCACUUUUCAAGAACCGGAGAAUGACCCUCGUAAUUGCUGUUACCUGUGGGCCGUUCAGUCUACACAGGAUAGUGAAGGGGAUGUUUUGAGUUUACACCUACUUCAGCUGGCCUUCGGUGAUAGAAAGUGUUUGGCAUCAGGACAGAUCUUGUAUGAGGGGUUAGAGUACUGUGAAGAAAGAUACACACUGGACCUCACAGGUGGCAUGUUUCCCCUGAGGGGACAGACUAGUAAUACCAAGCUGUUGGGAUGCCAGAGUAUAGAGAAAUUUCGAUAUCAUGGCGACAGAGAGGAAGCGCUGUCUCCUGACACUAGUGUUUCAGUAUUUACCUGGCAGGUGAAUGUAUACGGACAAGGAAAGCCUUCUGUGUAUUUGGGACUUUUUGACAUAAAUCGUUGGUAUCAUGCUCAAAUGCCAGAUUCGUUAAGAUCAGGAGAGUAUCUGCAUAAUUGCCCUUAUUUUGCAUUGUGGUCUCUGGAUUCUGUCGUGAGUAAGACGUUCCCCCAUUACAUCCUGGAUGUGCUGGUGCACGAGAGAAGCUUGAGUCGAGGAGUGCCUCCUUCCUUUCCACCUCCUGAGCAGUUUUUUAGCCCAAGUACUUACAAUUUUGAUGCCACUUGUUUAUUAAACUCAGGAAUUGUUCGUAUAACUUGUAAUGGCUUUCACAAGGAGACUUUGACUUUUUUAAAGAAAUCAGGACCGUCUCUCAGUGAAUUCAUACCUGAUGGUUAUAAUCGUUGUCUAAUGGCUGGUCUUCUGUCCCCGAGACUCGCUGAUAUUCAGCCUUCCAACUUAACUCAGGAAGAACAGUUAGAAGCUAUAUUGUCGGCAGCAAUCCAUACGAGUUCCCUGGGACUUUUGACUGGAUGCAUCAACAAGUGGAUAGCAGAAGAACAACCAAAUUCUGCUGCUAAUCUGCGCUUUGUUCUUGAAUGGACCUGGAAUAAAGUGAUUUUCACAAAAGAGGAAUUUGACAGACUGUGUACACCAUUGUUUGAUGGCUCGUGUCGCUUCAUCGAUACGCAAACCAUACAGUCCCUUCGGCAGUGCUGCUUGCUUCUUAGCAACCUCAAUUCCGUCUUAAACUGUUUCGUGAGGGAGGCCCAAGACAUCACUGAGAGAGGCCUUAAGGACCUCCACAGGAAGUGCCUGGUGACCAGCCUCAUCUGCCGCUACACACAAGUGGUGCUGUGGUUCUGUCGCUCGGGGCUGCUGCCAGAGGGCUCAGACGAUGCCACGCCCCUGCCCCGCCUGUGCUACAACUACCCCGUCAUCCAGAACUACUACAACAGCCGUCGACAGAAGUGUGAGCGUCUGUCCAGAGGGAAGUGGAAUCCUGAUUACUUGAUGAUCGACGGGUUGGUUUCUCAGCUGGGAGAUGGUGUAGAGAAACUGUGGAAACGGGAUGAAGGAGGCACAGGAAAAUACCCCCCCAGCAGUCUACACGCACUACUGGACAUAUACCUACUAGACGAUGUGACAGAAGCAAGCAAACACGCCAUCACCAUUUAUUUGUUACUUGAUAUCAUGUAUUCCUUCCCAAACAAAACAGAUGCUUGCAUUGAAUCAUUUCCGACUGCCUUUGCCAUUUCAUGGGGCCAGGUUAAACUUAUCCAAGGGUUUUGGCUGAUAGAUCAUAAUGAUUAUGGGAGCGGCUUGGAUCUCCUGUUUCACCCAAGCACUGCAAAACCUGUGUCAUGGCAGCAUUCGAAGAUUAUUCAAGCCUUUAUGAGUCAGGGCGAGCACAGACAGGCCCUCAGGUACAUCCAGACCAUGAAGCCCACGGUGUCCAGUGUCGACGACGUCCUCCUUCACCUCACUGUUCUGCUUUCUAACAGGUACGUGGUGGAGGCGUGGGCUUUCCUGCGACAGCACUCCACUGGCCUGAACGUGGAGGACCUCCUGAGGCACACAUAUGAGGUCUGCCAGGAGACGGGGCUCAUGGAGGACUUGCUGCAGCUGCCCUUCACAGACACCGAGCAGGAGUGCUUGGUGAGGUUUCUGCAGUCCAGCCCCAAUGUUCGAAAUCAGGAAUUCCUUCUAGUUCACUAUUUGCAGCGUGCCAAUUACGCCUCUGCCCUGAGGCUGAACCAAACUCUGAAGGCCAACCUCACGAAUGAUCGUGACCCUCUUCUGCGAGAGAGAUCAGAGGUUCGGAAUGCGAUAAUAGACCAAUAUGGGAAAGUCCUUCCUAAAAUCCAGCGGAAAUUAGCCUUUGAGCAAGCUAAGCCUUACCAUCUGUCCACAUCACCAGUGCUUCAAGAAGUUUCUAGACCCAAACCAUUGUCCACUGUUACCAAGCAGACCAGAACAGGGACUGUGUUAACAAGAUCUACGUUCAUCAGCAGCGUGUUGUCUAAAAUCGGAGAGGUCUGGGAGAACAGUGACCCUGCGGACGGCCCGUCAGCCUGCAGCAGUCCUAAACCAGAAGGACCUUCUCCUUCUAUCUCACAUGCAAAAAUGCCUGAGGCAUUUGUUGGAACACCAAUUUUAAAAGCAUCACAAAAAGUUUCUAGACCACUGGAUUUGGUCGUCCAUCCUGUGCCCCAGCCUCCUCAGCGUUUGAGAUUCACUCAGCAAACCCCCCCACAGUCUCCUUUGUACCAAGCGUCCAGUUCACUACAAUCAAGAUCCCAGCAGAAAGGAUCGCGUCAGAGCUCUCCCAGGGCUUCAGAAUUCCGCAUACUUGAAACUCCGUUUGUCGUGAAGAAAGCUAAAACUCUGGCCAUGUCCAUCACUUCCUCUGGGUUUGCCGAGUUCACUCCUCAGUCCAUCUUAAGGUCUGGUCUUCGAACAUCACCAUUACCGUCUCCAUCUCUAUCACCUGGAAGGUCCCUUACCCCUCCUUUGCGACUUAAAGAAACUAGAAUUUCAUUCAUGGAAGAAGGCAUUGCCACAAAACGGACUGCUGAAGGUGCAAAUGAGAGCAAAACAAAACUAUCCUUUACUACCCCUUUCCAUAAAUGCGGAGCCCCGGAGGAAAGCAGAUGGCUAAGGAGCAGAGACAAGAUGGCAGCCUUUGCCCUGAACAGUCCUGAAAAGGACGAUCAAGAAUCAGACCUGAGAUCAGAGGACGCAGCUUCACAGAGUUUGGAGAAACUGGACGUGAGCAAAGAAAGUAGCGGAACUUCAACCAGGUCGGACCAGACCACCUUGGAGUACCAGGAUGCGCCGUCCCCGGGAGACUUGGAAGAUCUUUCCGUGGCCUCAAAGCCGGCGAGCUCUUCCACAGAACUAAUUACUAAUGUAACUGAACAGGCUGAGAAGGACGGUGAUACAGAAGUUCUUGAAUCAGAAGUAACUCCUCCAGACCUGGAGAAACAGAUGGGCCCUUUGGAAGAGGUGGCUGCAGAGGCGGAACUUGCAGAACUCAGUCAUGCGGAACUUGCAGAACUCAGUCACUCGAGCCCCGUUCAAGGAGUCGAAGCUUCGCUCUAUGUACCAGCAGCCCAUGAAGGGAAAGUCCUCACCUGGAAUUUGGGGGUGCCAGUUCUGGACGAAGGAGUAGUGUCGGUGGAGGCCUGCACCUCUUCACUCGGAGCAGGUAACCGAAGCGGAGCAGGUAACCGAAGCGGAGCAGCUGCGGCCGAUGUCCGUGGUGACCCUGGGGACCUGGGGCUUAUUGUCUCCAAAAGUCCUGUUACCUCUGAUCAUAAGUCUGACCGAGAGAUAGCACUGACCUUAAAAGAUCAUGAAGUAGCAGCUGAUGUACUGAAAGCAGGUGUUGACUUAGCAGAAGAAAAGCCUCCUGUCUCUGACAGCCCUCCGGAUACUCAAGAAAUUCAUGCGAUUGAACAUGAAAAGCUUGGAGUUCAAGGUUCAGGACGCGAGGCUAGCAAUCUUUCAUUCACUGAGUUGUAUCCCUCAGGGACACUUAAGCUCCAGUAUAAUUUUGAUACCAUUGAGCAGCAGUUCUGUGACUUACCUGAUAACAAAGACUCCGCUGAGUGUGAUAUUGCCGAAGUAGACGGGGAGCUUUUUGGGGCUCAGAGCAACUUUACCUUGAUCCUGGAAGGUGAAGAAGGAGAGUUUGAGGCAGGUGGUUCUGCAGCAUCCAGUGUGUCAGCCAAGGCAGCGAACAUGGCAGCGGAGGAGAACCACGCAUGCGGCGGGGAGGACAGUGGUCACGGACGCGCCGCAGGUUCCCCGUCCAUCACCGCGAGUGACCAGGAGUCCCAGAAGAUAGAGACGUUACCAUAUGUGCCUGAACCAAUUCAAGUUGCAAUUGCAGAAAACUUACUAGAUGUGAUUAAAGACACAAGAAGUAAAGAAAUUACUUCCGGUACAGUGGACCCAUCGUCCAUUCAUGAAAACAUACCUUUAAUAAGCCAGAAGCUAGUCUGCCCCAGCAAAGUAGGCAGAUCUACAUUGAAGACUGUUCAGGAAACGAGUACAGUGACUGUAAACGUGAGCCAGGUGCGGGACAUGGUCUCGUCCAGAACGCGCGGGAGAGGACAGCGCAUCCCAGACCUGAACGGCACUCCAGCUCAACAGGAGGAGCCCGAGGCUGCUGCCACCCCCGACGCCCUGGGGCUUUCAGGCGGGAGGCGAGCAAGGAGGACAAAAGACCUCGUGGGGGCGUCUCAGAACCGGCAGAUACCUCCAGAUUCUGGUACUCCUCGGGGAGGACGGAAGAGAAAGGAAGAUCCUCAACGCACAUUAGAAAGUGAUGCUCCGACGGCACAGGAGCACCCGGCCCCCGCAGACGGCAGGCUCGGGACGUUCAAGUCCUCUCCACUGCGGGCACCGGCAGCUAAAGAAACCAAGCUUUCAUCUGUCACCAAAAAGACCCCUAGAAGAAUUAAAAAAGCAGUGGAAAAUGAAGACAGUGCUGAAAUGGUAGAUCUAGAUAUCGAAGUUAGUAAAGUAGCACGUUCUGGUGGAAGCACCAGAAAACUGAGAAGUGCUAAAAUCGGGGCUUCCGAAAAUACGGGGUAUAAGCAAGGUGGCAAAAACAAGCUUUCACCUGUCACCAAAAAGACCCCAAGAAGAAGUAAAAAAGCAGUGGAUAAUGCUGACAGCAUGGAGAUGGUGGUAGAUCAAGAUGGGAACGCUAGUAAAGCAGCACAUUCUGGCAGAAGCACCAGAAAACUGAGAAGUGCUAACGCAGGAGCUUCUGGAAGUGUAGGACGCAAACCAGAUCCCAUGCAAGUUGACGAGGCAGCACUUGUCCAGCAGGACAGAAGGGCUAAGAGACAAUUCAGCACACUGGGUGUUCCAGAAGACUCCCAACUUGACGCAUCCCAGGUGGCGCUUGAGGCCGAAUCAGAUCAGCCUAGGAAACGAGGUCGACCGAGGAAAAAUCCACCUGAAGAUGUGGGCUCCAAGGCCACCAAGGAGGUAAGGAGUCCCAAGAAGACACAGACCCCCGGCCGCCAGAGGAGGGCCGCCAGGAGCACCCCGGCCAGGAGCGGCGAGGCUGACGCGGGGAAGCCAGCUGUGCCGAGGUCCGUUCUGGCGCCAGCUGAGGAGCUCACCGCCGAGACCAGCGAGGAGAGAAGGCUUACAAAAAGGACCGAAAAUCAAAGCCGCACACGUGCAUUACGCUCAAUAUCGGAAAAAGACACCGACAAAGACCUGAAAGAACGUGGUGACCCGGAAGCCAAAGGGCCUGCGCGUGGCAGGAGGAGGACCAGGGUCUCGCCCCCCGACCUCCCGGAGCCGGAAGUGGAGUUCGUCUUCUCCCCUCCAGUGUCCAAGGCUCCACGGAAGGAGAAAGCUAAAAAGAUAGAGGCUCCAGCACAGCUGCAAGAAUUAGUUUCAGAUUUAUCUCCUCAGUUUGUCUUCUCACCACCUACUUUACGGACCAGGCAGAAAAAUGCAUCCAAUACAUCAAGACUCGGAGACGAACUGAAAGAUCACACCCAAUCAACAGAAACUGUGGGAAAGCAAAAAGCGAAAACACCCCGGACCACAAAGACCAGACAGGCAAGCAGAAACAAAGAAGAAGACCCUUGGUCACCUCCUCCUGUGAAGAUCAGGCUGGUUUCUCCUCUGGGAAGCCCGGCAGAUGACGUAAAGAACAAGCCUCGAAGGGCUCCCGCAGUACCGGCCAGAGGUCUGGGAAGGAGCAGGAAGAAACUGUCUUCCUUUCCAAAGCAAGUUUUACGCAGAAAACUGCUGUAAUUUUUGUUCAAGUUUUUAAUGUACACCAAUUUCUAAGAGUCAUCAAACUUGUGUGGAUUAUUAAAAAUUACCUAAUUUAGAAGAAAAGGAUUUGUAUAAGUUACUGUAAAUUUUUGUAGACAGAGGCUCUUCAGUAGGCAAAGUAACUCCAUAAGGAGUGUGAAUCUUUUAGUCCAGGCAGUUUUUUCUAUUUUAUAUUAAGACUUCAUACAUUUAUACAGGAUGUAAAUAUGGCUUAUUAUUGGAAUGUUAAAUAAAGUGUAUACUUCACAGUAGUUUGUGUCUGUUAGAUUUUUGAGAGGUGAUUUCUGUUUUAAUACUGAUUUUCUAAUGCCGCUAGGCGCUGGUGCCCUGGCUUCCUCUACAGUUGAUGGCGGUGGGCCAGUCUUAAAAUCAGGACGAUUGAAGAACUGUCGAUUCUUUUUCAAAGUUGCUGUUUUAUAAUUUAUGCACUUUGCUUCUAUGAUUGAGAUUUCUAAUCAAAAAAUGUAUUUUUUUUUGGCUUGUUAUUACUAUGUUGAAAUCGAAUUAUGGGCAUGUAAUUCUGCCGCGUUUUGUAGUCUAACAAAUUUUGUAUAUUCUACCUCAACUGAGCGAUUUUCCAAGUAAUGCAUCGGUUCAAUACGACGUUGGCAUUCCUUGUUCAGCAAGCUUCAAGGCUAUUUGUAUGGUCUCUUAAUUAUUCAGAGACUAAUUAUCCAGGUUAGACCGACCGGUUCACUGCUCACUAGCAACUUCUCGGAAAGGGUUGAGAAGGGGGGAACUUGAGACAAGUCCGUUUCAUGGCCCUUGGGCACGCCUUGUGUGUGCUCACUGUGGAUAGAAUGACAAGUCUGAACAAAUUUUUUUUACGACAUUCUCGCUGUGAAGGAGAUUGCUAUUAAAUUACAGAAGUCCCUUACCAUUCAGGUUUUUAAACGGACACAUAUUCCUAGGACCUCAGGCACAGACUAUUGAGGACGGGCAAAGAGCCUAAGUAGAGGUGGGGAAGGGGUGGGAGGAAGAACCAGGACACUGUCCUCUGGGAUGACUGUGUGCAAUGAAGUGGGGAUGCUUGACGUGGGCUAUGACACUCAUCAAUAAGUAAGUGUUGUAAAAUAAUUUAUAACAGGCCACUGAUCGUGUGUAAUGAAUGGACCAUGAAUAAUUGAUUGUCUAGAAACAAACUGCUUUCGUUGGCUCAGCUUUUAACAUUUCAGCGUGAAGCACAGUGGUGCACUUUCUACCUUAUUUUUCUACCAAAUAACUGACACGAGCGACGGGAACCUGGUGAAGAUACCUGUGCCAAGUAUGGACAGUGUGACCGUCGCAGUGCGUGUGCGGCCUUUCAGUCAGGUCAGUGAUGGAUGGCCCAUCGCCUUGUUGACAUUUUGACUAUGACUCGUUUUAUUAACUUUCUAAUGACAGUGAUCAAAUGUGUAAGCUGCUUGUCAUUUAUGGAAGAUUUAAAUGAACUUGUUUAAAUGAGUAAAGAUCUGAACAUAACUUAGUAAACACGCAAUUUCAUUCCUCUGCACAAGUAGCUCAAUAAAAAAUUGAUGAGAGAAACAUA
Messenger RNA from Hyaena hyaena (striped hyena), 8916 nucleotides. RefSeq names its product AT-hook containing transcription factor 1 (gene AHCTF1). The record is from RefSeq and is a predicted model, not a curated record. The transcript has 37 exons. NCBI's taxonomy places the organism in Eukaryota, Metazoa, Chordata, Mammalia, Carnivora, Hyaenidae. The coding region runs from base 432 to 7364 and encodes 2310 amino acids.